UGGGUGGUGCUUCAAGGGUUAAUUGGACGAUGCCCCAGGGAGUGUGUCUACGUGUUGUGUGUAGAUAACAGCAGCCUCCAAUCAGAGGCUGCCUUCUGGAGGCCGGAGUCCUCUCUCUGGAUCCUAUUGGCAGAGUCAGAAGAUUCUUCACGAGGGCUAGGCGCUACUUUCGAUAAAAACACAAGCAGAAGACUAUCAGCAGAGAUGGGAGGCAGACGAGGACAGCAGCACACUGACACCGGGCUAGGACCAUUGAUGCCCCCCAUGCCAUGUGGCUACGUGAAGGAAAACUGGCUGUGGGAAGCAAAUGAGCGGUGUCCGUCGGUGGAGCUGUGCCAUGGUCGGCAAGAGGUUUAUUUCCACACAGAUCCUGUCCUGGAGAGCUGCGGUACGGCUGGAGUGCGGGGGGAUACAGGUUUCCUACAAGGAGAACAUUACUGGGAGAUCGAAUUCCUGGAACCCCCCUCUGGACUAUCCGUUAUGGUUGGUGUUGGCACCAGCAGAGCCCCACUGUGUGCCGGAAAUUUCCAGUAUGUCAACUUACUGGGCCUGGAUGCAGAGAGCUGGGGUCUGUCCUAUAAAGGCAAAAUCUGGCAUGGAGGCAGCAGCCAGCAAUACGCGGAGCCAUUCUACGAGGAGGGGACGCUGAUCGGCGUGCAUCUCAACAUGGAGGAGGGGACGCUGACGUUUUACAAAGACAGGCAGAGCUUGGGACUUGCCUUCACAGGACUGCACAAGGUGCAGCUGCCACUGUUUCCCAUGGUUUCUUCCACCAGCCCUGGCACAGAGUUAGCCCUGGGAUUACGCUGUGGCACUUUACCAACUCUAGAGGAGCGAUGCCUCAGUACGCUGGCUCGGAAUCUGACACAAAGGGACUCCGCUGAUCUGCUCCCUCUACCAGCAGUUGUCAGAUGGAAGCUGAAAAACUGGAAGAACUGAGAUGUUCCGGGCCACGAACUGCAACGUAAGGAGCUGAUGGUAGAGAAUUUAUGCCAAUAGCACUGAAUGCCCACAGGGUACUGGUGAGAAUAUCCUUGGUUGACUCGUUCUGGAAUAGUUGGUGCCUGCUGGAUACCAGGGCAAAGCCUAUGGAUCACAACGACAGAGCCAAGAAGACUCAGAACAUUCAAAGCGGGGUUCAAGGGAAAUGCUGCCCAUGGAUUGUCUUCUUCCACAACAUGGCAGUGAAGGACACAACGGUCAAUAUCAGUCACCAGGGGAGUACAGCCCAUAGAGGUGACCCCAGAGCUGCCCUUUUCUUCUGCUAGGCAUGGGAAAGAGAGUGUCUUGAGAUGGUGGGGCAUGAUAAAAAGAAAUAACUGUUAACGGCCCUCAGGGUUUGGUGGCCCCUUCAUCUUGGUGUAUGCCACUGGUUGGCUUCAUGAGAUGAUUGAACACCAGGACAUUCCAAGAGAUUUACCUGGAGAUUUUGGUGUGGUCAUCAGAUGCGAAUGACCCAUCCUGGGGAUAGGCCGUCAAUAUUGAAAUGAACUUACUUUUGAUGGAGGGGCACAUUACCAGACCCUUCUAUCAGUUGAAUGAGGAGAGUUAUUCAGUGAAGACCCUUGAUGGACAAGUCUGGUCACACGACCCCCUCAUCUGCAGCCAUGAUGGGACCAAAGUGCAGUAAAUACAAAGGAGCGGACUGUAAACAACGGGGUGCCACUGCUCGGUGGGGGACAUUGGGGUUGAAGCUGUAUAUCCUCUUUACAGCACAUUUGCAAAGGUUGUGCACCAAAUUGGGUUCAGCUUUAAUUGUAGAACCAACCUCUGCAGAUCCUGGUGGGUCCUUCUAUUAACGACUACUUUCCACCUUGGUAAUUGGUCCCAGGGAUUAGGAGACUGGAGAUUAUUAAUAAUGUGCCAUAUAAGCUUGUGACAUUUAUAUCGCUGUACAUUUCUGCACUUGUAUAUUAAAUGUGAUUUUUAAUA
Molecule: messenger RNA, 1932 nt
Organism: Bufo bufo (common toad)
Lineage: Eukaryota; Metazoa; Chordata; Amphibia; Anura; Bufonidae
Product: SPRY domain-containing SOCS box protein 3-like
Exons: 5
Coding region: 205-939 (244 amino acids)
Biological process (GO): proteasome-mediated ubiquitin-dependent protein catabolic process
Cellular component (GO): SCF ubiquitin ligase complex
Molecular function (GO): protein binding
Source: RefSeq, a predicted model, not a curated record